GGCCGUUGUCGGCGUGCGUCUGCCAGCUACCGGUAGCGUGCGGGCUGGCGCACAGGCGAGUGGCCGGCGGUCAAAGUAGAAAGUAGUCUCCUUUCCUUCUCGCGCGUCACCACGACCUUGCACGCUUGCAGAUCGUGAACAUGACAGGCGUGAUGGCGGAACCCUACAGCAACUCUCCGGUUAAGGCUCACACUUCGACUCCAGGUCAGGUGAUCGAUCCCACGGGGAAGUUCACAGUGAAGCAGCAAGGCGCUUUCUCGGCCGUGGAGGUCAUAGUGAGGCAAGAGGAUGGUCAAUCGAGCGUGAAGGCCGCAGGCGGGGCGAUGGUAAGCAUGCACAACAACGUGGAUCUCCGCGUCGAGCUAGAAGGAGGAGUCGGGGCAGCUUGCUGCCGCUGUUGCUGCGCAGGUUCGUCCGGCUUCUUGACUCACUUCUUCAUCAAGCCGGAAAUGCCCCCGGGGACACGUGGCGACGUCCUGCUGGCACCUGGUGUCCCAGGCGAAAUCAUCCUGCUGCAAUUAGCGGGCACAGGAGACGACUGGCUGAUGGAAAAGGGGGCUUUUCUGGCCAGCGAUCCGACGGUUGAGAUCGGCGUUCACGCGCAAGGGGUGGUCACGGGGUGUUUUGGAGGGGAAGGGAUCUUCAUCCUGCGCGGAUCCGGACAAGGCCGCCUGCUGGUCAGCUCUUACGGCAGCAUCAUCAGGUACGACCUAGGUCCAGGGGAGGUUCGCAAGAUCGACAACGGAGCCUUGGUGGCCUGGCAAGCACACUUGCGCUACACCAUCAGCAAGGCGUCGAGAUCUCUGUUUGCCACCAUCUUCAGUGGCGAGGGGUUUGUUACCCAAUUCACAGGGCCAGGCACAGUCUACGCACAGACCCGCAGCCUUCAGGGCCUGGCAAAUGCACUCGCGCCAUACAUAGUGCGACAGAACUCGGGAGGAGGGCCAGCGGUGAAUGGACUCUGACGAGUCUGUGAUCGCCUCCUAGCCCUCCUCGAUUUCUGCAUGUCAUCCUUGAAAGCGCUGGGACUAUGCUAACUUUUCUCGGUAUCGUUCUACGGUAGUGUUCACGGGUGUCCUGAAGAGCUGCACAUGAUCUCGGUAUCGUUCUAGUGGUUCCGAGGCCCUCUCUUCGUUUCCUAAUUGGUCGACGUCGUUCGUUAUCUUUAGGUGUCGAUGAUGAGAGGAAGACGGUGCCUGUAAUUGCAAUCGGACGCAUCACGAUCACCUAGGUAGUUGGGUAUGAAAGCCCAAUCUCGCGCAGACAACAAAAGACAAAAAGGAGGAGAUUGGCUACUACAACCAACCCAACCCACGGUUUAAUCCUAUGGUCAUGCAGUUGUGGAAGACUGGAAGUCGGGAAAAGAGAACUCGUCCGUCAGGCAGGAGAGAGGGAGGGAGGGAGGAGAAAUUGGAAGGAGAGAGCAUCUCAGAGAGAGAGAAAGACUUACUUGUGCCACUGCAUCGGCUAGCGAUUAAUUCUCUGCUGCGAGUCAGAUAGAGCAGCGCAGGGAAGUAUGGAAGCUGUAUAUAACGACCCCACUGCCGCCUUGAAGAGUGAUAUCAGGUCAAGACGAUAAAUGAUCGCGGCCCGCGGCCCCGUGUGUGAUCUCUUACCAUUUCAAAUCUUGAGGGUAGACUACAACGUCCUGUCUUCUGGGAGGCUGGACUCAGCUUCCGCGACUAAGCAGCAGGUGCCCCUUCUGUGACUAAUACAUGGGGGAGCCAUCUACAGUGGUGGCCGUCCAUCAGGGAAGCCAUCAACAGCGCCGCCGCUCAUCAGCGGAGCCAUGUACUGCGGUGCCUCUCAUCAGCGGAGCCAGUUUUUGGGGUGGCCUGUCAUCAAGAGGAGGCUGUGGCCGUCUACACAGAGGUGGGUCUCCAUCAGAAGACCCAUCUACAGGGGGUGGCCCCCUCCGUCAGGGGACACCUACAGUACAGGGGUGCCCCCCUCCAUUAAGAGGAGGCUGGGGACUUGGGUCGCCCGGCUGAUGGAUAACCAGUAUCAACCACCAAUUGUGAUGCUUAACGAAACAACAAAAAGAGAAACUGCGAGGAGGGGGGAUGGAAAUGGGAGGGGGGAAAAGACGUAAAUGGGAGGAAAGCGAAGAGGAGGAGGAAGAGGAGGAAAAGACGAGAGGGAAACCAGACAGUCAACAUUCCAAAUAUAUUGUACCAUUUAUACAUUUUGAGAGCUUAGUGAGAUGGGUGAUGGCGGGAGGGGAAGCUGAAUUGCCGUCGACCUUCCGCCGCUACGCAGAUUGGUUUGACUGCCAAAAGGCUAUCGCUUCCUGUUUUGCUGCCCAAAAGCCUAUCGCUUCCUGUGUUGCUGCCCAAAAGCCUAUCGCUUCCUGUGAUGCUGCCCAAAAGCCUAUCGCUUCCUGUGUUGCUGGCACUUGCUGCCCUGUGGAGAGGAAGGAGUGGCCAAUCCAACGC
Molecule: messenger RNA, 2435 nt
Organism: Chara braunii
Lineage: Eukaryota; Viridiplantae; Streptophyta; Charophyceae; Charales; Characeae
Source: the annotation of a GenBank genome assembly